AUGGCAAGCAGAGGUGGUCCGAAUCCGAAUGGAGGGUGGGACUUUCGGAGUGGAGGCGUUAUCUCUCCUGAUGGAAAUUGGAACUACAAUUGGGGGGCUGGUUCAGGCUCUGGUGGCACCACUUUUGGCUUUGGUUCUAGUGCAAGCUCUAGUCCUAAUGGUGGUGGGUUUGGGUUUGGGUUUGGGUUUGGAUCGGGUAGCUUUACUUCAAUUGGAGCUAGCAGGUUUGGGUUUGGUGCUGGCAGUGGUGGUGUUAAUGGUGCUGCUAGUGUCAAUUUAAACAGUGAAUUCAGAUUUGGAUUUGGAUUUGGUGGAAGUAUUAGGUACCCAACAGACCAAGUCAGGUCUAAUGGGGUUCGUGACACUAACGUUUACAACGGGAACAAUCAUGCUGCCAAUGGCAAUGGAGCCGCUGGGAGCCGUUAG
Quercus robur (English oak) is the source of this 426-nucleotide messenger RNA. RefSeq names its product glycine-rich cell wall structural protein 1-like. The record is from RefSeq and is a predicted model, not a curated record. The transcript has a single exon. NCBI's taxonomy places the organism in Eukaryota, Viridiplantae, Streptophyta, Magnoliopsida, Fagales, Fagaceae. Bases 1 to 426 code for a protein of 141 amino acids.